GCUCACGGCGCACAGCACACGGAGCACAGCGCAGCGCAGCGUUCCUUCCUGCGCGGCUCCAGCGAAUGACUCAUCCGGAGCGCAGAUCACGUGACCCCGCCUCCUGGCUCAAUCGCCGGGGAGGAGAGGAGCCGAGCCGAGCUGCGGCAGGAAUCGCGACGACUGCGCCAGAAGUCUCGGGGGCUGAGAGAGAGAGAGUAGAGCGCGGAACGGAGCACGAGAGCAGAGGAGAGGAGAGAAGCGCCGCUCUCUAGCAGGGGAAAGAAAGGAGGAAUAAGGACCCGGCAGAGGAGAAGAAAGCCCUCCCCUGCUCCCCCCACCCCCCCGCGGGUUCGGGACGGCGAUGGAGGAGGAGGCGGCGGCGGCGGUGCGGGCGAGGGACGCGGCGGGCAACGCUUCCCUCCUGCCGCUGCCCACCCUCAGCCCCGCCGUGCCGCCCUACGUCAAGCUGGGCCUGACGGUGGCCUACACCGUCUUCUACACCCUGCUCUUCGUCUUCGUCUACGCCCAGCUCUGGCUGGUGCUGCACUACCGGCACAAGCGCUUCAGCUACCAGACGGCCUUCCUCUUCCUCUGCCUGGUGUGGGCCGCCCUGCGCGCCGUCCUCUUCUCCUUCUACUUCAGGAACUUCGUCACCGCCAACUCGCUGGGGCCCUUCACCUUCUGGCUGCUCUACUGCUUCCCCGUCUGCCUGCAGUUCUUCACCCUCAGCCUGAUGAACCUCUAUUUCGCCCAGGUUGUCUUCAAGGCCAAGUCCAAGUACGCACCAGAACUUCUUAAAUACAGAAUGCCCUUGUACCUGCUGUUCCUAAGCAUCAGCCUCCUCUUCCUCCUGGUGAACCUGACCUGUGCCCUGCUGGUGAAGAUGACGAGCGCCGAGGCAAAGACCAUCGUGCUGGUGCGGGUGGCCAUCAACGACACGCUGUUCGUGCUCUGCGCGGUCUCCCUGGCCCUCUGCCUCUACAGGAUCGCCAAGAUGUCCUUAGCCAACAUCUACCUGGAGUCCAAGGGAACAUCAGUGUUCCAGGUCACUAUCAUUGGAGCUACAGUGAUCCUGCUCUACACAUCGCGAGCCUGCUACAACCUGGUCGUCUUGGCUCUCUCCAACAUCAAGAUCAACUCCUUCGACUACGACUGGUACAACGUGUCUGACCAGGCUGACCUGAAGUCCACUCUGGGGGACGCUGGCUAUGUUGUUUUUGGGGUGAUCCUCUUCGUCUGGGAACUCCUGCCCACCUCUCUGGUGGUCUUCUUCUUCAGGGUCCGCCGGCCGAAACAGGACAGGAGCAGCACAGGAAUCCCCAGCCACGUCUUCUCCUCCAGGGGUUACUUCUUCGACAACCCGCGCCGCUACGACAGCGACGACGACCUGGCGUGGAGCAUCAUCCCGCAGAACGUUCAGGCCAGCUUGAGUGCAGACUGCUAUGACUGGGGCAGUCGGAGUAGCAGUUUCGUGGCCUAUAUUGGAACAGAGGAGCCCGAUUCGUCUGCAGCACCGGAGGAGCUGAACCCGUACUGACACCCCCUUACCCCCCCACACCCCCACACCCCCACCCCUCUCUGCACUUUUGCACACAGCCCUUCAGUCCAUAAGCUCCAGGACUUUUCUAAGACACUCUGAGAUCUCUCCCCAUCUUUCACAUUCAGACAUUUGUGUUUUUUUUUACAUUUAUUAUUGUUUUUGACGUUUUGCGUUUGUUGUCACUUGUCAUGUUUCAAAAGAGAAAAGUGAAGAAAGAGUUUUUUCCCGGACCUACAAUGUGGUGGGGAAGGGGGGUUGUAAGAUUCGUUAGUGUGUUGAGUUUCGCCAUGGCAACCUUCUAUUCCCCCAUACUCCUGUUGGGUAUCACCUCUCAUCUUCAUAAAAUAUCACAGUCUGGGUUCUUGCACUGCCAGGGGUAAGCAACCGAUCCGAUCCUGUCAAGGACCAAUCCGUCUCGGGAUUUUAUGCCAGCCUUCUGCUCUUAAAGGGAACAUCCCCUCAGAACUGAGGAAGAAUGGUCAAAAUGGUCAUUGAUUUGUAUGAAUGUAUUCGUGUUCGAGGGUAGCCCAGGGUUAAUACAAUUUAGCGUGAAACCCCACACCUAGCCCUACCCCCUGACCCCCCCCCCCCACCCCCCGCCCC
Messenger RNA from Anguilla anguilla (European eel), 2125 nucleotides. Its product is annotated as G protein-coupled receptor 137Ba-like. Gene Ontology annotation, biological process: negative regulation of osteoclast differentiation; regulation of autophagy; positive regulation of TORC1 signaling. Gene Ontology annotation, cellular component: lysosomal membrane. The record is from RefSeq and is a predicted model, not a curated record. NCBI's taxonomy places the organism in Eukaryota, Metazoa, Chordata, Actinopteri, Anguilliformes, Anguillidae. The transcript is spliced from 8 exons. Bases 344 to 1519 code for a protein of 391 amino acids.